Messenger RNA from Klebsormidium nitens, 1776 nucleotides. The record is from the annotation of a GenBank genome assembly. Lineage: Eukaryota; Viridiplantae; Streptophyta; Klebsormidiophyceae; Klebsormidiales; Klebsormidiaceae.
CUCCUGAACUUCAGGCUGACAGACAGUGAAGGCAAGGACAGCUUGUCGGGCAGAAAACACCGCCAGUGCAGGGUCACCUAGGCUAGAGAACGCGUUCUCUCGAGAGUGUUCUCGAGUCGGUCAGCUUCAGAGGGCUAGCCACUUUGAAGCACGGCACUCGACGUUUUGUAUAAAGAGCGCUAAAUCAGAAAAGGAAUUGGCCGAUCAGUCACUAAAGAAUUUAAGUUGCAGGCGGCUGACAUCAGUGGUGAUUGGCGAGCGCUUCAUUGUGAGGCGAGGGCGCCGCCAGAUAGCGGCCAUGGCCAGUCCCGCACAGCAAAGAGCAUUUUCGGAGUAUGACUUUGCGGGGGACGCCCGCUGGGUGCAGUACCGGCAGAACCUGGAGAUCCCGGUGGGGCGCGACAUGGAGCAGGUGCUGGCGCGCUACAAGGCCAAGUUCUACCAACGGCAUGUGGACCCGGACUUUGUGAUCGCGCCCUCCCCCGCCCCCGCCCCCUCCUCCACUGCUCGCCCGCCCCCCUCCGGCGGUGCGCCGCGUCCUGCAGCCCACUCCGCGGCAGGUGCGCAGUCUGCUUCCUCCCCGCCCCCUGCUGCAGCGGGCCUCCCUCCCCGCGUGGGCCCCCUGCCCAUUGACCGCGCCACGCUGCUCUUCCUUCUCAACGCCUGGGUGGCGGUGAUGGGGCUGGUGGCCUUCUUUCCGCUCAUGCCUGCCGCCCUAGCUCGCCGCGCCUACAAGCUGGCGCUCGGAGGCGCGCUGGCCGCCAGCCUGGCCGCCCUCGUCCUGCAGACAGGGCUGCCGCGUACGUGGAACCUGGGCGGGGUGCGCGCGUGGCUGGUGGGGUGCCUGGCCACGGCGCCCUUCCUGGCCGCGCUCUACUGCUUCGUCUUCCUCACCAGCCCGGCCGUGCUCACCAUGGCCGUGGUCCCCGUGGCCAUCCCCGCGCUGCUGCACAGUGCGGCCCACCUGCAGCGCAACUUCGGGCAGGCGCAGCUCUACAGGCGGUACCUCAGCGGUCCCUGCACGUGGCUCGAGCAGCAUGCAGCGCAGGCGCGGCUGCUGCAGGCCAACGCGGAGAUCGGGGUCGGCUUCUCGCUCCUCUUCCAGCUGCUCUCGCCACAACGCAGCUUCGUCCAACUCUUCGUCUACUGGAACCUCCUCAAGAUCAUGUACCACGCCCCGCCCACGUCCUUCAACCACCGCGCGUCAUGGGCGGCCAUCCAACAGCGGGUGCAGCCCCUUCUCCAAAUGGUGCCGGCCAUCAAUACCCCGUUACAAUACGCGCAAAACUGGUUCCAACGGGUGUAAUGAGUAAUCCAUCCAUUCACUGUGAGACGUCGACCGGAGAGUUGAAAGGGCUAGGGAGUUUUAUGAACCAAUACUCAUUUCAUAGUGGGAGCCUGUUUAGGUCACCUCUCGUACAAUCCUAGCAGUUUCAAUGUGAUAGCUAGUUUGGCAAGCGCCUAGGAUUCGUCGGCAAGCUUUUAAGGGGUGGAACCAAGGGAAUCGAGAAACGUACUCGGUGAAGCGAACAAAAGAAGAUUCGCAGAUUUAUUGAUGGAGCUUUUGACGGGCUCCUUAACUCAGAAUGGACCUAUUUGAGAGAUUGCAUGCCUUCUUCAAAAUAUGUUUCAUCACCCCCGGGCUAAUCUUAAUCAGCUGCUGACAUUAGAUCAUGUAGGUCCACCGUAACACAUGCUUUCAAAAGCAAGGCGCGCCAUCCAGGAUUCACAUAUUUAGUAGGCAGUAUAUGCUCCGCAUAUUUAAAGGACGUGGGA